AUGGAUCUGUAUGGUGCUGUGCUUCUUUCCUUAGGCUGGCUGAUGCUACAGUCGGCUGAUGGGAAACUGGAUUACAUCUCUCAGGGACAGGGGAUGCAGCUCCAAGGCGACUUCUUAAUCGCUGGACUCUUUCCUCUCCAUUACGCAGAUGAACCAAGUGCUGCUUUCCCUUCUUUGCGUCCGUGCAAUGUAGGUACUCCCAACAAACACGGAUUUCACCUUUUGCAAGCCAUGAGAUUUGCUGUGGAACAAAUCAACAACGGCACCGGACCGCAGCCUCUUUUACCAGGGGUGAAGCUGGGCUACCAGAUGUACGACACCUGCUCAGUAGCUGCCGGUAUCCUGGCCACACUGGACCUGCUGGAGCAGCAGGCUCAGAGCCCAUCUACAUCUGAGACAGGGGGAGACACAAACUACAACAGGGAAAAGGCCGUGGCUGUGAUUGGGCCAGACAGCAGCAGCAAAACUUUCACCCCCGCUGCUUUACUGGGGGCCUAUCUUGUACCACAAAUCUCUUAUGAAGCAUCGAAUGAAAUGCUGAGCAACAAGCACCUCUAUCCAGCCUUUUUCCGCACAAUUCCAAGUGACAAGAACCAGGUGACAGCUAUGAUCCAUCUUCUGAAACGUUUCAACUGGACCUGGGUCGCUCUCUUAGGCAGUGACAACGCCUAUGGCCUGGCGGGCAUGCAAAGCCUGUCCGAGCGAGCACCACACCACGGCAUCUGCAUCGCCUACCAAGGAGUCAUCCCCGCGUACGGAGAUGACACAAUCCAGACCAUGAGGAACAUAGUGGAAAGCAUACAGAAGACCAAAGUCAACACCAUCGUGGUCUUCUCCAGCAAGUCGAAAGUCAAGGACUUCUUCCCGUUUGUCAUUGAGCAGAACGUGACAGGUAAGGUGUGGAUUGGAACAGAGGACUGGUCAGUGUCUAGUCUCAUUUCAGGGAUACCUGGGAUCCACACCAUCGGCACUGUGCUCGGCGUCUCCAUCAAAUAUACAACCUUAUCUGGUUUUGAGGAGUUUGAGAGAAAGGUAGUUGAGGCUUCAAUGGAACACACUGACACCCAGGAAGUCUCUAAUGUUACCAUGAGCCCAGGCAAUGACUGUCUGAGCGCAGACCUGUACAGCCUCGCCAGGAAGAAGUUUUCUCUGGAGACAUAUGACAUCACCUCCUCCUUCAAUGUGUAUAAGGGAGUGUAUGCUGUGACUCAUGCUCUGCACCGAGCACUUGGUUGUGAUUCUGGAGAGUGCCAAAGGAAGACGGUGUAUCCGUGGGAGCUGCUCUGGUGGCUUAAGGAGGUGAAAUUCUCUCUGGAGAACACUUCUGUGUACUUUGACAUAAAUGGUGACCCGCCAACAGGAUAUGACAUCAUUUUCUGGGUUUGGAGGGGAACUGACUGGUCAAUCAGAGAGGUGGGCUCCUUCAGCCCAGAUCCCAUUACGCUCACAGUUAACGCUGAUCAAAUUGAGUGGCACAACGCGGGAGACUCGAGAACAGUACCGCUGUCCAUCUGCUCUCCACCUUGCCCGAGAGGCCACAAGAAGCUGCUGACAGGGCAACACGCAUGCUGCUUCGACUGCCAGACCUGCCCCUCUGCUACUUUUCUCAAUAUAAGUGAAUCCACUACAUGCGAGCCGUGUCUGCCGGAGGAGUGGGCUCCCCCUGGCAGCGAGCAGUGUCUGAAAAGGACUGUCCUGCUGCUCGCCUGGGACGCCCCCCUCUCCAUCGCCCUGCUCUUCUUUCUGGCCACCUGUCUUCUCAUGACCUCCACCUCCGCAAUAAUCCUCCUGCUCAACCUGGACACGCCUGUGGCCAAGUCUGCCGGAGGCCGCACCUGCCUCCUGAUGCUGGCAGCCCUGACUGCUGCUGCAAUGAGCUCUUUGUGCCAUUUUGGCCAGCCGUCUCCUCUGGCCUGUAUCCUCAAGCAACUUCUAUUCAUCUUCAGCUUCACUGUGUGUCUGGCCUGCAUCACUGUCCGCUCCCUCCAGGUCAUCUGCAUUUUUAAAUUUGCAUCCAAACUGCCGCCAGCCUAUGACAAGUGGGCCAAAAACCACGGAGCAGAGUUUACCAUUUUCCUAGUGUCCGCCACCGCCUUGUUCAUUUCUGUAAUCCGUGUGGCCGUCAACACUCCCCAGCCCUCUCAGGAUCUUGAAUUUUACAAGGACAGCAUUGUGUUUGAGUGCAGUAACACCCUCUCACUUGUUGCAGGCCUUGAGCUCGUCUACGUAUCGCUGCUCAGUGUCCUCUGCUUCUCCUUCAGCUACAUGGGCAAAGACCUGCCAGCCAACUACAACGAGGCCAAGUGUGUGACCUUUAGCCUUAUGCUGUACAUGAUCUCCUGGAUGAGCUUCUUCACUUUCUACCUCAUCAGCAGAGGCCCGUUCACUAUGGCCGCGCACGUGUUCGCCAUACUCCUCAGUGUCGUGGCCUUCCUCGGGGGCUACUUCCUGCCCAAAAUUUAUAUUAUUGCCCUGAGGCCGCAAAUGAACACUACUGCCCAUUUCCAGAACUGUAUUCAAAUGUAUACCAUGAACAAACAAUGA
Anarrhichthys ocellatus (wolf-eel) is the source of this 2544-nucleotide messenger RNA. RefSeq names its product taste receptor, type 1, member 1 (gene tas1r1). The transcript has 6 exons. The record is from RefSeq and is a predicted model, not a curated record. NCBI's taxonomy places the organism in Eukaryota, Metazoa, Chordata, Actinopteri, Perciformes, Anarhichadidae. Gene Ontology annotation, molecular function: G protein-coupled receptor activity. Gene Ontology annotation, biological process: G protein-coupled receptor signaling pathway. The coding region runs from base 1 to 2544 and encodes 847 amino acids. Gene Ontology annotation, cellular component: plasma membrane.